Talpa occidentalis (Iberian mole) is the source of this 3722-nucleotide messenger RNA. It is a transcript of the gene NPY1R, whose product is annotated as neuropeptide Y receptor Y1. Lineage: Eukaryota; Metazoa; Chordata; Mammalia; Eulipotyphla; Talpidae. Gene Ontology annotation, molecular function: neuropeptide binding; neuropeptide Y receptor activity. The transcript has 6 exons. Gene Ontology annotation, cellular component: plasma membrane; neuron projection. Bases 1304 to 2452 code for a protein of 382 amino acids. Gene Ontology annotation, biological process: G protein-coupled receptor signaling pathway. The record is from RefSeq and is a predicted model, not a curated record.
UUUGGAGGAAGUUUUAUUAUCUACACCCACAAAAAAUUUGUGUGUGCGACCUAUACAACUUUGACUUUUCAAAGCAGAACUAUGAAAACCAUCUAAUAUCAACAAAUCAGUAAUUAGCCUGAAUCACCAGGCACCAGCAUGGUUCUGCCACCACCUACGCACCUGUGUACAUCCCCUUCUUUGUCUUGCUAGUGUUCAGUCCCGUAGUAGAUCAAGAACCAAGCAAAUGGCAUUGACUCUUUUUGACCACCAGGGAAAUGUUCCGUUCGUCUUCCCCUAAAAACAGCAGCGGGCGUUGGGAACAAUUCUGACUCAAUCCAUUCUCUCAGUGGAAAGAGAAAACUAAAAGGUCAGGCUAUCUCAUCGGAGAUUCACUACUUUUGCUUUUUAAUGCUUUUCCCUUUGUUCACCUAUGAAAGGGGGAAGAACGCCUUGUCGGCACUGGCAUGAGAACUAUUUAAACAUUACGAAAGAAAGCAAAAAACAUUCGUGGCAUUGUUGCGGUGAGUUCCACGGCUCCUGUUCGCGUAAAUAACCACCCUCUUCAUUCUGGAGCUGGGGUUACGCUCCAAUUUCUCAGCCGGGUAUCACUCCGGCCAGCAGGUGGCACUGACCUGCAAACAAAGGAAAACACAGAGGCAUUGACUUUUUAAAAGCCUUUUGAAUUUGCUUCGCCUUCCCGCAGUCGAGGACUCGUGGGGGUGACGACCGCUUACUUUUCUGCACGGAUUUGAGCUGGAGGAAUCCUAGUGGAUCUUUUCUCUCCUCUGUGCUCCCUUCCACGAUCACCUCUCCCUCUUUGUGAAGCCGGAGCAAGAAAUAGGAAUGCAUGAGAGGCAUGGUGAGCUGAAAAUACACAAUUUAUCCAAUGCAGAACUGUGCUACCCAACUGGAAUGACUACCAAAUGUGCAGUUAGUAAAGGAGAAUUGCAAACAUUCAAAAGAAAAUAAAGUUUGCAUUUUCUAUAUAGCUAAAGUUAACUUCUACUUGUCCUUCAUAUGACAGAGUUUUCUGAUGUUUCACUGUUUUGACCAUCUCCUUUUGAAUAUACUUGUGCUAAAUAAGGUUUGUCUUCAAGAGCAGUUCAGUUGCGAUAAAACUAUUGCUACAACUUGACUUCUGCACAAAUUAUUUCUGUAGAAAAGGAAAAACUAGAUUGUUCAGUUCAAGGGAAUGAAGAAUUCAGAAUAAUUUUGACAAAUGGAUUGCAAUAUGGGGAAUAAGAAUAAAGCGAACAUUUGACCUGCUUUGAAGAGACAUACUGUCCAUUUGUCUAAAGUAAUCUCUAACAAUCUAAUCAAAAUGAAUUCAACAUUAUUUUCCCAGGUUGAAAAUCAUUCAAUCUACUAUAAUUUUUCAGAGAAGAAUUCCCCAUUUUUUGCUUUUGAAAAUGACGAUUGUCAUCUGCCCUUGGCCAUGAUAUUUACAUUAGCUCUUGCUUACGGAGCUGUGAUCAUUCUAGGGGUCUCUGGAAACCUGGCCUUGAUCAUAAUCAUCUUGAAACAAAAGGAGAUGAGAAAUGUCACCAACAUCCUCAUUGUGAACCUUUCCUUCUCAGACCUGCUUGUUGCCAUCAUGUGUCUGCCCUUCACAUUUGUGUACACAUUAAUGGACCACUGGGUUUUUGGUGAGGCAAUGUGCAAGUUGAAUCCUUUUGUGCAAUGUGUUUCAAUCACUGUGUCCAUUUUCUCUCUGGUUCUCAUUGCUGUGGAACGACAUCAGCUGAUAAUCAACCCACGAGGGUGGAGACCAAGUAAUAGACACGCGUACGUAGGCAUCGCUGUCAUUUGGGUUCUUGCUGUGGCUUCUUCUCUACCCUUCCUGAUCUAUCAAAUAUUGACUGAUGAGCCGUUCCAAAAUGUAACCCUCGAGGCCUUCAAGGACAAAUAUGUGUGUUUUGAUAAAUUUCCGUCAGACUCUCACAGGCUGUCUUACACUACGCUCCUCCUGGUGCUGCAAUAUUUGGGCCCACUAUGUUUUAUAUUCAUUUGCUACUUCAAGAUAUAUAUACGCUUAAAAAGAAGAAAUAACAUGAUGGACAAGAUGAGAGACAAUAAGUACAGGUCCAGCGAGACCAAAAGAAUCAACAUCAUGCUGCUUUCCAUCGUGGUGGCAUUUGCAGUCUGCUGGCUGCCUCUCACUAUCUUCAACACCGUGUUUGACUGGAACCAUCAGAUUAUUGCUACCUGCAACCAUAACCUGUUGUUUCUGCUCUGCCACCUCACAGCAAUGAUAUCCACCUGUGUCAACCCCAUCUUUUAUGGAUUCCUCAACAAAAAUUUCCAGAGAGACUUGCAGUUCUUCUUUAACUUCUGUGAUUUCCGGUCUCGGGAUGAUGACUAUGAGACCAUAGCCAUGUCUACCAUGCACACAGACAUCUCUAAGACUUCUUUGAAGCAAGCAAGCCCAGUCGCAUUUAAAAAAAUCAACAAUGAUGAUGAGAAAAUUUGAAACUGCUCCUAGCGUACAGUUUCAGAUGAUAUCUGCUUAAAGGCAAGCAUCACCUGCAACAUACUUUCCUUACCUGUUUCCUAAGGAAUGGGGUUAAAAUUAUUUGAUAGAGACCAAGAAUUUUCAUGUCUUGCUUUUUACUGCUUUUGUAGAAGCUGGCCUAAUUACAUUUGGAACAAAAUGUACGGGCUUUGGAAUCUUCUGGCAGUAGUUUGGACCAGACAUCCUUGAAGUGCUUUUGUAAACUUAUGCAUAUAUAUAAAGACUUUUGUAUUGUAUUUAUUGGAAUGAAAUUUCUUUAAAGUAUUACUACUAACUUUAGAAACACUACACCUGAGACUGUCACUAAAUUAGGCCCUCAUGGUUGCCAAAGACUGUCAAAAGAUUGGGCAAUCCUGAUGCAGUAACAGGCAUCAUUAGAGUCUGUCGGGGAUCCCAGCAUGCAAAAGCAGCACUCAGGAUGUAGAGCUAUGAGUCCCUGUGUGAAGUCUACUCGUCCAAAGUCAUUCAGGAGUGAUUUACAUUUUUAUAAAAAUUUUUAAGAAAAGAUUUAAUUUACUCCUUAUUGAUUAUCACUGAAAGAUUAAAAAUGCAUAAAGGAUAAUUCUCAACUGCGAAUAUCCUGGGGAACUGGGCCACCUGCAAGAAUUAGGUGGGAAAGCAGUCCUCUAACUUCCAUUCUGGUACCUGACAGCCAAAGGAUUUUAGAGGAAUUAGUGUAAGAAGUAAGUUGCUAUUGCUGCAGAUAGUUGAACUACACGCAUUUGAGUUGAUGGUCAAGAGGUUUUCCAUUCUUAAGAGACUGUUCAGUGUUUCAAGUUUUCCAGCAUAAAUAUACAUGUUAAUUCAAAAGGCAUUUCCAACUUAGAGUAUAUGAAAACACAAAAUGUAUUUUCUAUACAUCAGUGCCUACAUAGUAACUCAUUUUUAACCUUCAAUGUCCAUCUUUUAAAGAAGGACAAAAAAGUAGAAUGUUACGAGAAUGUUCCUCUGGCUAGCAGGAAUAACUACCUGGUGACUGAGAACUCUUCACAUAACUCAUGUUAACUUGUAUAAACAGUGUGCCUUGUAGAGUCUUAUAAAUGUGCUUUAUAUAGAGGACUGUGUAGUUGUGUUAUGUUAAGAUACUUUAUUUCAUGUAUCCUGUAAACAUGAUUAAACCUCAAAAGAUAUUUGAAAGAACAAGACAUGUCUUUGCUGUAUUAUACAAAGCAUUCAAAGUAUUAAAUGUAUUUGAUUUUAGAAGGGCAUACUUUUUCUUCAUUAAAAU